Molecule: messenger RNA, 4017 nt
Organism: Lingula anatina
Lineage: Eukaryota; Metazoa; Brachiopoda; Lingulata; Lingulida; Lingulidae
Product: AP-3 complex subunit beta-2-like
Biological process (GO): vesicle-mediated transport; intracellular protein transport
Cellular component (GO): membrane coat; AP-3 adaptor complex
Source: RefSeq, a predicted model, not a curated record
AUUUACGAUGAACAAGCAGUAGAUUGACUCGACCAAGCAGUAGUUGGUUUUUUUGCACACAACUCACAUUUUGUGGACGUUGUCAUAUGUACUUUUCUUCUCGAAAUAUCAGAACACAGCGACUUGAAACUUGACCUAAUUUCGCAUCACAUGAUCUGAACAACUCGCGGAAGCCAUAUUUCACCGGCGAGCCUUCGUGGCAGUGAGAGUGGGAGCUGUGUUAAAAGUGACAAUGGCUUCAAACGGCGGGUUUCAAAAUUCGGGCUAUAACAAUGAUCGACCCCCGUCAUCCACGGGUAGCGGUGACGCAGAUGUUGCAACCGAUCCAGCUAGUAGUAGCUUCUUUAUGAACGAUUACAAGAAGCAUGAUGACCUGAAGCAAAUGCUGGACACAAACAAAGACAACCUAAAGCUGGAGGCAAUGAAAAGGAUUAUUGGUAUGGUGGCCAAAGGAAAAGAUGCUUCUGAUUUGUUUCCAGCAGUGGUGAAGAAUGUUGUGUCCAAAAAUCUCGAGGUUAAGAAACUGGUGUAUGUAUACCUGACUAGGUAUGCAGAGGAACAGCAGGACCUGGCUCUUCUGUCUAUCAGUACCUUCCAAAGGGCCCUUAAGGAUCCUAAUCAGCUUAUUCGUGCCAGUGCCCUGCGUGUGCUGUCAAGUAUCCGAGUGCCUGUUAUUGUGCCUAUAAUGAUGUUAUCCAUCAAGGAGUCUUGCAAUGACAUGUCACCCUAUGUGCGCAAGACGGCUGCUCAUGCCAUUCCAAAGCUGUUCAGCCUAGAUCCAGAGCUGAAAGAUCAGUUGAUUGAAGUGAUUGAAAAGCUGUUGGCUGACAAAACAACACUGGUGGCAGGAAGUGCUAUCCAAGCCUUCGAAGAAGUUUGCCCAGAGAGAAUUGAUCUUAUCCACAAGAACUAUCGCAAGUUAUGCAACCUGUUGGUAGAUGUUGAGGAGUGGGGACAGGUGGUCAUCAUCAACAUGCUGACCCGCUAUGCCAGGACACAGUUUGUCAACCCUAACAGAGAUGAUAUGAUAGAAGAAGAAAGUGAGAAAGCCUUCUAUGGAUCAGAUGAGGAUGAAGAGAAAGAAGACAAGGAGGAGGAGGAGGAUGAUAAGCCGAAGAAGAAGCCGUAUGUAAUGGAUCCAGAUCACAGGCUGCUGUUGAGAAACUGUAAACCCUUGCUGAACAGCAGGAAUGCUGCUGUUGUUAUGGCAGUGGCACAAUUGUAUUAUCACUGUGCACCCAGAGCUGAGGUUGGAAUGGUUGCUAAAUCAUUGAUAAGGCUGCUAAGGUCUCACAAGGAAGUGCAAUACAUUGUCUUGAGCAACAUAGCCACCAUGUCUGUCAAAAGAAAGGGGAUGUUUGAACCUUUUCUCAAGAGCUUCUAUGUCCAUUCCACUGACCCUACCCAUGUGAAAUUAUUGAAGCUGGAGAUACUUACUAACUUGGGAACUGAGACAAGUAUCUCAACCAUUAUUAGGGAAUUUCAGACCUAUAUUACGAGUACAGACAAGGAGUUUGCUGCUGCUACUAUUCAGGCCAUAGGCAGGUGUGCCAGCACUAUACCUGAGAUCACAGACACCUGUCUAAAUGGACUGGUCAGACUCAUGUCUAAUAGAGAUGAAACUGUGGUUGCAGAAAGUGUGGUGGUAAUUAAGAAACUUUUGCAAAUGCAGUCUACGGAUUCUGUCUCACAGCCACAAGAACACAAGGAUAUCAUCGUCCACAUGGCCAAGAUGGCCCAGGACAUCACAGUGCCCAUGGCCAGAGCUAGCAUCUUGUGGAUGAUUGGAGAGUAUUCGGACCGAGUGCCUAAAAUUGCUCCUGAUGUGCUGAGACAGUGUGCAAAGAAUUUCAUCAAUGAGGAAGAUAUUGUUAAACUUCAAAUCCUUAACCUAGCAGCAAAGUUGUGCAUCACGAACUCCAAGCAAACUAAGCUGUUGUGCCAGUAUGUCUUCAAUUUGGCCAAAUAUGACCAAAACUAUGACAUCCGUGAUCGUGCACGCUUCCUCCGGCAGCUUAUCAUCCCUGGAGAGAAAGCUGGAGCUUUUGCCAAGUAUGCGAAGAAGAUGUUUCUUGCAACAAAACCAGCACCUGUUUUGGAAUCAAAGUUUAAAGACAGAGAUCAGUUCCAGUUGGCUACUCUCUCUCAUGUGCUUAAUACCAAGGCAACUGGGUAUAGAGAAAUUCCGGAUUUUCCCGAAGUAGCUCCAGAUCCAACAGUGAGAAAUGUGGAGGUACCUACAGCUUGGGUGGCAGAUACCAAUCUGCUUGCUCAGAAAAAGAAAAAGAAAGGUGGCAAAGUGAAGCCUGCUAAAAAGAAAUCAUUUUAUUCUGAUGAAGAGUCAGAAGAAGAAGAUGAAGAUGAGGAAGAAGAAGAAGACAGCUCUGAUGAAACUGAUAGCAGUGAAGAGGACAGUUCAGAGGAGGAAGAGGAAUCAGAUGAGGAAGAAGAUGAAGAAGAUGAAAAACCCAAGAAAAAAUCUAAGAAGGUUGAAGACGAGGAAGAUGAAGAGUCAAGUGAAGAAGUCGAUAGCAGUGAGGAGGAAGAAUCAAGUGAGGAAGAGGAUGAAGAGGAAGAGAGCUCCGAUGAAGAACCCCAACCUAAGGCCAAGUCCACCAAAGCUAAAACGGGGGCUACUUCCAAUGCAGCCAUGCUGUUAGAUUUAGAUUUGACAAUGUCACUAGGAGACACCCUUGUCAACCAAGAUGCAGAGGAGGCAGAGGUUGGCAGCACUGUAGCUAAUCCAGCAGCAGUUGGGAAAUCUGACUUCUUGAUGCCAGUCCUUGCACAGGACAUGAGUAGCCUCUCAAUAGGAGGUGACACAGGAAGAUCCACCACAGUCACUGCCCCAUCCUUCAUACCAACCAAAACAUAUGAACUGCUGAACAGAAUCACUGGGGGUGGCCUGAGUAUCACCUACAGGUUCACCAGAACAGUGUCAAUAUUUUCUGAAAAAAUGGCAUCAGUGGAAUUGACUUUGACGAACUCCAGUGACAAACCUGUUCUUAAUGUGAAAAUUGGAGACAAGAAACUUCAGUCUGGAAUGGAGAUUUUUGAUUUCCCUGAGAUUGGUAACCUUGGUGUUGGGGCCACUGUCACAGCGACUAUGGGCAUCAAUUUUGCUGACACCACCCAGCCAGCCACUUUCGAUGUCUGUACACAGGAGAAAAAAUUUUCUGUUACAGUGAAGGCACCUGUUGGAGAACAAAUACAGCCAGUUAAUAUGGCAGAGAAUGAAUUUGACAAACAGCAAGGUAAAUUAUCAGGAAUGAAUGAAAACAGUGGCACCGUGGAUAUGGCAACUGAAAAUACAGACAUCAAGACUAUAAGCAGGAGAGUGUAUGAGGUGGCCAAUGUUGUACAAGUGCCCUCAAUGCAAGACAAUACCUACAAGUUUGCUGGCAAGACUCUGUCAGCAGGUGCCCUGGUGCUCAUCUCAGUCAAACUUGAUGGGAGGAAAGCAGCAUUGAAAGUGAACUGUGAGAAGAUGGUCAUAGGCUCCAUGCUGCUCAAAGACUUGAAAGAUUCCAUGACAAAGAAAGACUAGAAGCCAUUAAAUUACUUACUUGGAUACGAUUUCGUUAAAAACUGAUCACUGUGAUUUCACAGAAGUGAACUAUUAUGUAUGUCAAAUUCUUAUGUUUUCGUUGCAAAUUAUUCAAGAAAGAAAUUAAGUAUGAUGGCGCAAACCUCAUUUGUUGUUACUGCAUAGAUUUGAUUUGCUUUGCUUUGCGAAACAUUGUUUAUUAUGAUAAUACUGUAAUGGAGAAGAACAAAGAGAAAACAAAGGACAAACUUAGUUCAAUCUCACAACUUAAUUUUUGGAAAAAAAUAAAUAUGUGAACACAACAUAGGUGAAAUGACCUUUCUAAGUUUCUUGGAUUAAUCCUGUAUCAAUUUUGAUUCUAUCCAAAUAGUUAUAUGAUAUUGUGAAACGGCAAAAUAAAUUUACUGAAGUCUGCGAAAAAAGAAAGGUUCAUAUAAAUCCUCACAGAUAUUAAAAUAUGCUUAGGUAAA